CCACAACCACAACCACAACCACAACCACAGCCAACCAUCCACUACGACGUAACCAACUACCACAACCGCCGAGGCGAUGAACAUGAACAAACACCGAAAGUCCCCAAAGUACCUUUUGAGCGGCGAAAAAAGGGCCAUCGAGCCAAGCUUCUCUGCCCCCGUCUGGAUCGGCCAAUCACCCCCGAACCCAACCUGCCCUCCCCCGGUCUGGAAUGAUGGAAUAUAGCAUCAUGGGUGGCUUGCUCCUCGGAUCGUCUCUCUCGCACAGGAAAGAAAAAGGAACAUCACGGCCUGGUGGAUGCUCAGUCUUCGAAAAGCAUAAUCCCAUCCAUCUCCCUCCCUCUCCCUCUCUCUCUCCCUCGCGUCUCCCCCCGUUGCUUUUUCCUCGCUCAUGCAACCUUGCUUUUCCCCCCUUGGUCUUCUGCUUCUUUUUUUUUGCAAAACACCCCCAAAAAAGCAACAAAAAAGCAAAUCAGAGUUGCAAAAAAAAAAGAAGAAGAAGAAGAAGAAGAAGAAGAAGAAGAAGAAGAAGAGGAGGACAAGAAGAGAUCGAAGGGAGGAGAGGCGCAGAGGUUAGUGAUAGUGUCAGUAUUUCUAGAUGGACCGCGAAGGAAACGAACCGACCAGACCAGACGACAAGACGAGAGACAAGACGAGAGAGACGGAGAGAGGGAGUGAGACGCUGCCUAGAGAGAGAAGAGAGGACGGAGCUCCGUGAAAAUGACAUAGCUGUGGCCCCACCGGUUGCUUUUCUUUUCUUCUUCUUCUCUUCUUUUCUUCUUUUUCUUUUCUUUUCUUUUCCCGCUCUGCUGCUGCUGCUAUCGUCAUUAUAGUUAAUUUCGGACUCGCUGAGAACUGUUGUUCUUCUUGUUGAUUGAUAUUUAUUCGGUCUCUCCUCCUGCUGCUUGCCGGGCCUGCAUCUCAUUCCCUCCCAAUCAACCCCACGGGCACCGGGCCAGACGAUACCAUCCCUGACCAGGAUCCUGCAAAGAAGGACAUAUACUAUACUAGAUACCGUCCGGGAAGCGGUUCCUUACAAAUAUAUAUCUAUCUUCAAUCGUCUUUUCUUCUCCUUUUUUAAUUUUUUUUUUUUAUUAUUUUAUUUUUUUAUUUUUUUGGUUUAAUUUUAUAUUUUAUAUUCUUAUUUUUAAGCUCUUUUUCUCUUCCUCCAUUUCUUCCUUACUUCCCUUCCCCCCUACCUUUCUAGCUUUUCUACGUCUUCGUUUCUCUCCUCUCCCUUAAGAGAAACUGAUCGUCACCACCUUCGACAGGGGAAAGGGUAAGAAAGGCGUGAGUGUGUGUGUGAGUGUGUGUGUGUGCGUGUGCAUGUCGAGCAGAGAAAAGGACGGAGUAACAAGCUGUUGUCGUUUUAUAAACUACCAAACCGGCUGCUUCGGUUGGAUGUACCUGUGAGCCAACAAACAACAACUCCCCUCCCCCCCCCUGGCUCGCCCUUUCACCACCCCCUACCAAAACAGACAGCAUCUCCUCCAGCUGCUGCUGCUGCUUCAUCAACCGUCUCGACCUCUCGACCCUCUCUGCGUCUCCAUCGCCUCUCUUCUAUCUAGAGCUAGACCCUCUUUAUCCUCGUGGUUUCUCGCCAUCCCGGCUCUUACUUGCGCCCUGCUAAGAGAAAGAGAAAGAGGCAAAAAAGAAAAGGCUGCGAUUUAUCUACCAGCCGCUUUUUCCGGAUUGCUCUCUCUCUCUCUCUCUCUCUAAAUCCUCGUUCUUCAGUUCUUCAUUGAGGUCGGUUUACAUUUUUUCUCAUCUGGUUGCUUGCAAAAAACGAAACGGACAAGGAGACUCCCGAAUGUAGUAUACCAACAACUCUUCAUACUUCUCUUCUCCCCUUUCCUGCCUCUUUUUUUUCUUUCUGUCUUUCUUUUUCUCAUCAAUCUAUACCCCCAUCACCUACACCAUAACUUGAAUAGUCUUAAUCCCCCGGAUUGACUCAGUGGUCGAGCUUGGUUGGGUGGCUGUUGUUUUCUUUUACCCCUAUUUUAUAUCAUUCUCUACGCCCAGGAGGUCUUUUUUUCUUUCUAUCUUCUCUUCUUCUCCUUUCUCUCCCUGAAGUCGACCG
This is a messenger RNA of Trichophyton rubrum CBS 118892, 2080 nucleotides long. RefSeq lists its product as uncharacterized. The transcript has a single exon. The coding region runs from base 213 to 833 and encodes 206 amino acids. NCBI's taxonomy places the organism in Eukaryota, Fungi, Ascomycota, Eurotiomycetes, Onygenales, Arthrodermataceae. The record is from RefSeq and is a predicted model, not a curated record.